GUGGCGGCUGCAGCUGGCAGGCACUGCCUGCACCACCAUGCUCGCCCUGGAGGCUGCACACCUCGACGGGCCGCACUUCAGCUGUCUGUACCCAGAUGGAGUCUUCUAUGACUUGGACAGCUGCAAACACUCCAACUACCCCGACUCAGAAGGGGCUCCUGACCCUCUGUGGGACUGGACUGGGCCCCCACCUGUCCCAGCUGCCCCCUAUGAAGCCUUCGACCCAGCUGCGGCCACCUUUGGCCACCCCCAGGCUGCCCAGCUCUGCUACGGUCCUUCGGCCUACACCCCUUCAGGCGGCCUCGACCCGGCCCCCAGCCUGGAGGCCCCAGGGCCCGGCCUCCCAGCAUACCCCACGGAGGACUUCGCCAGCCAGACUCUGGGUCCCCCCGUGUACGCCCCGUACCCCAGCCCCGUGCUGUCAGAGGAAGAGGACUUACUGCUGGACAGCCCUGCCCUGGAGGUCUCGGACAGCGAGUCAGAUGAGGCCCUCGUGGCCGGCCCUGAGGGGAAGGGGUCGGAGGCAGGCUUGGGGACCCCACACGCAGCCCUGAGUUCCCAUGAGGACCCAGCCCUUCCUGGGGAGUCCUCCUUGCGGCCACGCUGA
Messenger RNA from Carlito syrichta (Philippine tarsier), 607 nucleotides. It is a transcript of the gene SPIB, whose product is annotated as Spi-B transcription factor. The record is from RefSeq and is a predicted model, not a curated record. The transcript is spliced from 6 exons. The coding region runs from base 38 to 607 and encodes 189 amino acids. NCBI's taxonomy places the organism in Eukaryota, Metazoa, Chordata, Mammalia, Primates, Tarsiidae.